CUCAGCACAGGGAGGAGAGGAUUAACGCCGCCGCACAUCUCAUCUGCAUACGUACUCCGAGGGAGCCGCAUGAGGAGCCAAGGCUUAUUUUGGUCUAAAACCUUUGUCUCCUCUCACCAGGUCCUCUCUGCGUCUACUAUAACAGGACUCUUCUUGGGACUGUGAUACUGGGACUCUUCUUAUUUGGACUCUUGAGUAAUUUCAUCCACACCUUAUCAACAAUAACUUUGAUUGGCAGGGACUUGCUUUAGGUCUUAAGGGAGCUUCUUCAUGUUUGGACAUUGGCGCUAUCUCUUCAUCUGAGCCGGGAGACGGCCGAGCCUGGGAUGCCAUCUAAAGAGCCCUAUGAGGCUCAAAAGGAGGACAAGUCCCUGGUGCAAAGGGCCAAACGAGAGGCCAAUCAAGAAGACAUUUUGGCGGCCACUCUGGGGAUGAGGAUGGGGCCCGAGAAACCUUCGGCCACCUUCUGGCAGCCACUGAAACUCUUCGCCUAUUCACAGCUCACUUCUCUUGUCCGUAGAGCCUCGCUGAAGGAAACCGAACGCGUGGCAAUAUCGGAGAAAGUCCACAACUUUAAGGUCCAUACCUUCCGCGGGCCUCACUGGUGUGAGCACUGUGCCAGCUUCAUGUGGGGGCUGAUGGCUCAGGGGGUCAAGUGUGCAGACUGCGGCGUGAAUGUCCACAAACAAUGUUUACCUCUGGUCCCCAACAACUGCAAGCCGAGUCUGAGACAUAUCCGUAAAGUGUACAGUUGCGACCUCACCACCUUGGUGAGUGCCCACAACACAGCGCGGCCCAUGGUGGUGGACAUGUGCAUACGAGAGAUUGAGUCAAGAGGACUGAAGUCUGAAGGUCUGUACAGAAUAUCAGGAUUCAGCGAUUCCGUGGAAGAAGUCAAGACGGCGUUCGACAAAGCUGGAGAGAAGACAGACAUCUCAGUGAAAGCGUACGAGGACAUCAACAUCAUCACGGGUGCUCUGAAGCUCUACCUCCGGGAUUUGCCUGUCCCCGUCAUCUCGUACAAUGCGUACCCCAGGUUCAUCGAGGCCGCAAAACUCACGGACCAGGACAAGAAGCUUGAAGCUUUCGGAGAGGCGUUGGCUAUGCUGCCCUCGUCACACAAUGAAACACUCAAGUAUCUCAUGGCGCACUUAAAAAGGGUGACCCAAAAUGAGAAAUACAACCUGAUGAACGCCGAGAACCUGGCCAUCGUUUUCGGACCCACUCUAAUGCGAAGCCCGGAUCUCGACGCUAUGACCGCCCUCAACGACAUCCGCUACCAGAGGCAGGUGGUGGAGGUGCUCAUUAAAAAUGUAGACACGCUCUUCUGAACACACAUCAAGACGACAGAGAAGCCCUCAAAACCUGCUUCUUUUUUUUUUUUUUUUUUUUUUUUCAGAAACAACAAAAAGAGGUUUGAGUUAAUUUUUAGUUCUGUAUAAAUGCCACUAGGAUUGUAUGGCCUCUUUUACCAUGCACUAGGUAUAGAUCAGGAACCUUACACGUUGUACGCUAUUGCCUCCCCAUUUCUGUCGGGGGAUUUAUGUGUCAAGCUGACAUACCAGCAUGCAUCAGUACUUUGUAGUCAUAUCUCAGCAUGUGGAAAGAUUGUUUCACUGUGAUUUAUUGCUUUUGUCUGUGUGGUGAUAGAUGUAGUCCACAUUCCCACCUGCCUUCCGUGCAGUCGUUUCUUCAAACUUUGUAUAGAUUCAACUAAAAAUAAGCUACUAAUUUUUUUUUUUUUUUGUAGGGGUGUGGGGGAUUCUUACAAUGUCUUAUUUUUUUAUUACCUCGUUGAAUGAGCCUUUCGGACUUCCCUAUCAAUGUGUACACACUGUUUCAUUUGCCUGACUUAUUUGUGAAUGAAUUUUGUAAUGUCAUUUGUACACAACAUGUGCAUGACCAGUUUAAUUUAUUAAACUGAUAA
Messenger RNA from Syngnathoides biaculeatus (alligator pipefish), 1927 nucleotides. RefSeq names its product chimerin 1 (gene chn1). The record is from RefSeq and is a predicted model, not a curated record. Gene Ontology annotation, molecular function: GTPase activator activity. NCBI's taxonomy places the organism in Eukaryota, Metazoa, Chordata, Actinopteri, Syngnathiformes, Syngnathidae. Gene Ontology annotation, biological process: regulation of GTPase activity; signal transduction. The transcript has 7 exons. The coding region runs from base 327 to 1331 and encodes 334 amino acids.